ACGUUAGGUCUGACAACCCGCGAUAAAACGAUAGGAUAAAACCAAAAGAAGAACAGGAAACGAUCUGGUCAAACUGGUCUGCUUUGUGCUAAAUUCGGCAGGCGAUUAAGUUAAAUCAGUCGUUACAUGCAGUUUACCACGUUCUUUUUACACAUCUGCUGACUAGUUAAUUUAGCAACAGUAACAUGAGCGACAACGAGAAAGAUUUUAGGGAGCAGGACUCGCGGCCUGGCUCGAGGAGUGCAUCCCCUCAGGGCUCGGCAAAAUCCACCAGCCGCUCACCAGCACACUCAAAAGAUGGCUCCCGCCGCUCCAGGUCCAGAUCCCGGUCUCGAUCCAAAUCCAAAUCCAGGUCCCGUUCCCAUCGCAGCUCACGCAGGCACUACUCCCGCUCUCGUUCCCGCUCCCACCGACGCCGCUCUAGGAGCCGAUCUCGUAGCUGGGAGUACCGCCGGCAUAGGAGCCAUAGCCGUUCCCCCAUGUCAAAUCGUCGCAGACACAUUGGCAACAGGGCCAAUCCAGACCCCAACAACUGUCUGGGUGUGUUUGGACUGAGUCUGUACACCACUGAGAGGGAUCUGAGGGAGGUUUUCUCCAAAUACGGUCCUUUGAGUGCCGUCAACAUUGUGUAUGACCAGCAGUCGCGUCGCUCAAGAGGCUUUGCCUUUGUCUACUUUGAAACCUCUGAGGACUCCAAGGAGGCCAAAGAGCGUGCUAACGGGAUGGAGCUUGAUGGGCGCAGGAUCCGGGUGGAUUUCUCCAUCACAAAACGAGCCCAUACACCCACUCCUGGAAUCUACAUGGGACGUCCCACUUAUGGUGGUGGUGGUGGUGGUGGUGGUGGGGCGGGCGGCAGUAGUAGCAGCAGUGGUGGUUCAUCGCGGCGUGCCUCGAGGGACUGCGACAGGGGCUACGACAGAGGUUAUGACCGAGGUUAUGAUCGCGACUACGAUCGCUAUGAAGACCGAGAUUACAAAUCAUGCAGGCGCAGAUCUCCAUCUCCUUACUAUAGCAGAGGGUACCGCUCAAGAUCCCGAUCUCGCUCCUACUCGCCACGUCACUACUGAGCAGUGAGUGAAGAGUUGCCAACCGUUUCAGUUUUAUUGUUCAGAUUUGUUUUGUUUUUUUUUGAUCAGAUUAUCUAUGGAAUAUGUAUUCUAGAUUUGUUUAAUGUAUUGAAGGUUUAAGAAAUGGUCCUAAAGAUGCAGUCUGUCUGAGCACCACAAUGUCAGUGGUGACCUGUUUUUAUGUAGGCAGAAUCUUCUGUGGCUGUUAUAUUAUAAUUUCUCCUUUUGCUCUCUGUAGGUGGUUUAUUAAUAUUAAACUCAAGAUCCCACUUUAAACAUUUUGUUUUAAAUACCAUGUUUCUUAUUAGUGUUGUGUUUUUCUGGCAUUAAGUACUUUUUGGGGGUGUUGUACAUAAACCGUAUCAUAUUACUUGGGUCAUUUGCUCUGUUGUUAAGUAACCGUGUGUAGUGCACUGUAAUGGCCUAACUGCCCAGUGGUUUUAGAGGCAGGAAUAUUGCCGGUAUUUGUACCAGUAAGUCCCAUGAAACAUUUUGAAUUAAUUGGUGUUUUUUACUUGACACAAAUAAAUAUUCCUGCUUGGGCUUCAUGCAUGCACCCUUAUUUGACAUCCGUGAUCUUCCAUAAUGAAGCCCAGGUUGUGUCACAGUUUGAAUGAGUUUUUGUUUAAAGUUAACUGUAUUGAGCAUUUUUAAAUCCAAUGAAAUGUAUUCUGUUUAUCCUGUAACAAUUCUGUUACGUACUAGUAAAUAAAAUAUUUUGGAAAUAGAAAUCCCUGCAUAAAUCAGGCUGCCCAUGGGCUGUCUGUAAUGCUGUGUUAACGUCCCAUAGGACAGCUUGCUUUCACCCAACAGCGACGUGGGAGUGUUACGUUUUGACUGCAGUUUGACAGUUUUUGUGCUAAGAUAGGAGUUUUGUUUUAGUAACCACCAGACUUUUGUUAUAACAUGAAAAGUAAAUGCUGUGUAAUUAAAUGCAAAUAUAAAAUAUAA
Molecule: messenger RNA, 2018 nt
Organism: Perca flavescens (yellow perch)
Lineage: Eukaryota; Metazoa; Chordata; Actinopteri; Perciformes; Percidae
Product: transformer-2 protein homolog alpha
Exons: 8
Coding region: 186-1067 (293 amino acids)
Molecular function (GO): RNA binding
Source: RefSeq, a predicted model, not a curated record